Molecule: messenger RNA, 2514 nt
Organism: Rhinocladiella mackenziei CBS 650.93
Lineage: Eukaryota; Fungi; Ascomycota; Eurotiomycetes; Chaetothyriales; Herpotrichiellaceae
Exons: 1
Coding region: 1-2514 (837 amino acids)
Biological process (GO): ribosome biogenesis; box H/ACA snoRNP assembly; pseudouridine synthesis
Cellular component (GO): sno(s)RNA-containing ribonucleoprotein complex
Molecular function (GO): RNA binding
Source: RefSeq, a predicted model, not a curated record
AUGAAUGUGCGAGAAAUGGACGUCGACGACUUCCCAACUUCUCCGGCUAAGCGCCAAAGGACAAACUCGCCAGAGGAAACCCACGACACAAGUCCAAUCCUCGAGGCGCAAUCUCCCUUUGGCGCUGAUGGCUGGCCAGACGGGCCACCGCAGCCACCGCGAGAUAUGACCCAGGUUUCGUCCACCACGAGAAAGUUUGAAGAAGCAGGCCCUGGAAAAGUAAAUCUGCUGCACCGUGCGACUCUCGAGAACCAAGAUUCAAAUGCCCUUCUGGAUGCAUUGAUGCUGCAGGUUGAAGCCGAAUCUAUUCCAAUGCUCAAAGGGCAAACCACCUCAAUUGACCCCGUGGUUAAUACCGGCGCGAGAGAAGCCACCGAAAACGGAGAUGUGGCCGGGAAAGAACUAGAGAAACGUAAAAGGGGGGGACAAGAGAUAGACGGAGACGAGGAACAAGACAAACCCGCAGGCGGUUCGGGGGAGGGGCCAUCACAGCCCCUGGAGGAAAACUCUGUUGCUGUCGGUGCAGACAACGAUCCAAUGGAUGCGACGAAUGGAGCCCCCAACAAUGUAGACACGAAUCCCACCAGUAAUUAUGUGAAGCAAGAGGAUAUUGCUGCUGUCAAACCGGACACUGACGACUUGACAUUCUCGACGGGAAAUACACGUGCCUUGGAAAAAGAGCCAUUGCGACCACGGGGGGAGAAUCUAGCGGCUGUUUCUACACGCGACGAUCGUAUGGAUAUAAUUGACGGAAUCGCAAAUGGUGCGAAUGAGAAUACCGCCGGUCAUCGCGAAGAACGAGGGGAUGCUACCGCCCUCCACCCAGACACCAAUACCUCGAUACCGACCGUGGCGAAUACGUCCAAUACAGCAGCUGCCUCCCCUGACCCGGAGUCGAUCACAGUGGACACAAUUCCUGCCAGGGAGACUCCGCCUCCUGAACCCGGUGCUGAAGGUGCUGAGUGUGAAGUGGACUCUUCACCCUACGAGUCCUCAACUGAUUCCGAUUCGUCCUCCGACACUACUUCCUCAGAGGAGAGUGAUGAAGAUGCUGAUGGAGACUAUGCCAUGUUGGACGCCGAAGCAACCGCUCGAAUACUCAUGCAAGGAGAUGGCGGAUCUGACGAUGAAGGAGGUCGAUUGCGAGACAAGACAGAUGGAGCUCCUUUGCGAACGGCCAAUGAACGAGCAGAAGAGAUCAUUCCCAAACCAGAUAUCACUGUCACCGAGGAGAUGAAAAUCGAAGAACUCGGAAACGUUGAAUUUGUGGUCGAAAGCACCGUGGUCAUAAAGGCCAAGACGUCGGGGGAAUAUCAAGUCCUGGAAGCCGGAUCCUUAAUCUGUCUCAAGGACCGAACGGUCGUGGGAGUGAUUGCCGACUUGAUAGGACGAGUGGAAGAACCCAGAUACACGGUCCGUUUCACCAACGACGACGAUAUCCAAGAGGCUGGCCUGUCCGCCGUCGGGACCACUGUCUUCUAUGUUCCAGAUCAUUCAACCUUUGUGUUUACCCAACCGCUGAAAAAUAUCAAGGGCAGCGAUGCAUCGAACUUCCACGACGAGGAAGUUGGUGAAGACGAAAUGGAAUUUUCGGACGACGAAGCCGAAGCCGAACAUAAGCGCCAAAUGAAAGCCAAGAGACAAGGAAGACUUUCGGAAAUGGGAAGAGGCCGAGGCGGUUCGAAGUUCAAUAGAGGAUCUCAUCGUGGUGGUCGGAGAGGAAGUCACAGUCACAUUAACAAUUCUGAGGGUGCCGCGUACGGGAAUGGCUCGCUGGAAAUGAACUACGAUGAUGUCGCCGACACAGGCGGUGACGACGAGUACACCCCCUUGCAACGGCCAGCGAAUCUCGUGGAAAUGAUCGCCAAGGGAGAACAAUCUCAGGAGCAUGGUAAUGGUUUGAGACACCCGCUGCCACUACCGCCUCCAUCACCACAGAUUGGCAGAGGCGACUUCGGUGGACGAGGAAGAGGCCACGGCCGAGGAGGCAGAGGAGGAUAUCGUCCUCAUCGUGGUGCUGGAGGCAGUCUCAAUCAACAUCGAGCACCACCCUUCAACAACCACAACGAUUCCACCAGCACUCAUCCAAACGGCUUCCCGAGGAAAGAUCGCUCCACCGCACUCACGCCCAAUCUCAAUCUCCCUCCCACCCCGUCAAUAACACCACAUAAUAUAACAUAUCCACCGGUGACGCCUUCCCCUAUUACGCCACUGCCUUACGUCCCAUAUAGCUUUGGCGGGUUCCAGCCUUCAUCGGCGUUCCCCUUUAUGCCGCAAUCCAUCACUAAUGCACCACCGUCAGCCGGUUUUCCCGACUUUCACGCUCAGCAACUGCAACAACAGCAGCAGCAGAUCGGGCACCAACCCCAGCAGAAUCAAAAUCAAAUUCCGCCGCCGCCGAAUGGAUCGGCCCCACCAAACCCCUUCGGCUCCGGGCCCUGGGCUAGUAAUCCGGCGGUGGCGGCGGCGUUACAGCGGCAAGUGGAGGAAAAGAGAAGAAGUCAAGGGCCGUGA